CUUGCACACCCAGAUUUAAAUGGAGACAAACUAUCAACCAGUGAAGAGGGACAGCCACUCUACAGUAAAGGUAGGAGACUGCCUCUACAUGUGGGGAGGGUAUCUGCCUGAUAGUGCUACUGGGACUGAAAAGAAACCAGUCCUAUCCGUUGUUGAGACUUAUCAUUUAAAAAGAGGAAGAUGGGAGCAAAAUCCCACCACAGGCAGCCCUCCACCGGGUAUUAAAGGCUAUGCAGCUGCAGCUGCUGGAAAUAAAAUUUUCUUUUUCGGAGGAUUUUACGGCCACCCUAAUUGUUAUUGUAAUACCUUAACUAGUUUGAACGUCGAUGAUCUCAACUGGAAAGAAAUUUCGUCAAAUACGUCUCAUCAUGGCCCUAUGAUGAAGUCCUACUCUGGGAUGGUAGCAUUGCAACUAGAUAAUGAAGACUAUCUUGCUUUAUUUGGCGGAGUUGGACCAUCGUCUGAUAACACCCCUCCUCAACCUGGUGCUAAGUACAGCAGUAGUGAUCAAGGUUUGAUUCGUAGCAAUGAGAUUCAUUAUUAUAGACUAUUAACAGAUGAAUGGUUAUCACCUUCUGUAAUUGGAGACAGACCACCUCCAAUUGAUGACUUCACAUUAACCUCGAUCACUAAGAACAGUGCUGUGUUUUUUGGUAGCAUCACUACGAAUGGGUCCAGCAAUAAGUUAUAUUUUAUUGAUUUUACUACAACGUCAGUGAUUCUUUCUGAAUUACCAAAACCUGGAAGAACUGCCCAAUGGCCUAACAAAAGGUGUUCACAUUCAAGCAUAAUUGUUAAUAACGAAUCAGGACCACAUCUACUAGUAAUGGGUGGAUCUCUACGCAAUGAUUGCUGGCUACUUGACUUAAGCAAAAGAGUAUGGAAGCAAAUGUUUAAUCUACCAGACAUUAUUACUAAGAGGUUUUGGCAUUCUCUUUCAGUGUGGAAUGUAACUCCUACUACAAACUGGAUAAUUGAAUUUGGAGGAAUAAAAGGACAACUGACUCUCAGUGAUACAAGAGUUAUGGAACUCAGAUAUGUCAAUAGUGAAUGGUCUAUUAGUGAAAUAUCACUUGACCAGUAUCAGAUUAAACUACUGGAAAGAGUCUUGAGUGAUAGAGAAAGGGAAAGGGAGUUUUAUCUUGAAAAACUUCAAGAAGUAAUAAAAGAUAAAGCAGAGACAGAAAAAAAUCUACAAGAUAUGUUAUUAAAAUAUGAAACUCAAAAGCCUCUCACUCAGCAAGAGUUUGAAGAAGUGACCACUCUUCGUCAACAAUUAGAUAAAGCUCAAGCAUCUCUUGAAGAGCAUAUUGAACAGCUUGAAAGCGAAAGGAAAGCUAAAGCAAUUUUUGAGGAAGAUUUCAAAAAGCUUGAAAAGAUUAAAGCAUCUCUUGAAGAACAUAAUGAGCAACUUCAAAAAGAGCUAAAAGAUCAGCGACUGUCAUAUUCUAGUUUGGUGAAAAAAUCAAUCAAGUACGAAGAAAAAGAUGCAUCAGUUCAAUGUGAUAUUUUUCCUCAUUCAGAUUUACUGCACCACAAUUUCAUUGUAGUUCAAGAGAUCGUCUUUCGAGAUAUCCCUCAAUCAUUCCACUGGAAGAAGUAUGGAUUUAGACUACAUUGUCCUCAAGGAGCUGUGCCCAAUAAUACUGAAGUAGCUGUUACUGCAAUAGCUGGUGGUAACUUUAAGGUACCCAAAGGCACCAUGCUAGUCAGUGCAGUAUAUGCAAUAUCAGUAUCUAAGCCGUUAUUAAAACCUCUGGUAAUAGAGUUACAACAUUGUGUAGAUUUAAGGACUAAAGCUCAGACUGGUUGCCUCAAGUUUGUACGAGCUCCUUUGAAGUACCCUUACCAGUUCCGUCCUGUUAAAGGAGGAUACUUUAGUGUAGGAAAGAGAUACGGAUCAGUAAAACGUAGCAAGUUCUGUCUCAUUGCUAUUGUAGCUGAAAUGACUAAUGGAGACACCCCUAGUGACAGUGAUGAUGAUUAUAAUACACCACCUGAAGGGUCGGAUGAUGAAGAUGGUGGUACUGCUACUGAUCAUAGUCAAGUGGUAGGAGAAGCUAAUAUGAGCACAAGUGAAGAUAUUACAGAGGAAGCUAAUUCACAAUCUAAAAGUACUUUGAGUAUAUCAUCUUUUGAAGAUCAAGUGAAAAUAAAAGAAGAUAUAGACAGAGUUACUCAGCUUACUCUUAGUGAUGUACAGUACAUUGGAAUGAUGUAUCAUGAAGAGAAAAAGAUUAAUCACUGGAAAAGUAUGUACACUGUUGUUCAAGACUUGGAUGUUCUUUUAGAGUAUAUAAAGAGUAAUUAUUGUAAAGCAGAAAAGGAUAGUCCUGACAGCUUUAAAUUUGUUCAGCCAGAUGGUUUCAUUGAAUUAUGUAUAAAGACUCCAAGAGAAGAUAUGGGAUGGACUGUACAUCCUUCUAAAGAUCCAAUGAUACUGUAUCAGUCAGAUGUGGACAAGUUAAUACCCAUGCUUUCUAGUCUUGAUAUAUCAGUGUAUGCAGAAACUGGCAUUGCAAAGAAGCCACUUCAUUGCCCUGUUGGAUUAAUUGGAAUAGUUCCCUCAAAGACUAUUUUCAUAAACAGACCUUGUCCUAUUGUAUUGGCUAUAACAAGCUCAGAUUUAUCAAGUCAAAUUGAGAGAGAAGCCUCUAAAAAUGACUACAGACCAGAUAUAGCUUAUCAGGUGGUGGUAGAGUGUACUGGGUAGAUAAAGGAACUUCUCAGCUUAAAUUCAUUGUUGGAUAAAUCAGUUGAAAUGAGAAUCAUAAAUGACAGAGAGAAAAUGCGAAUUCUUGAUGAAAGCAGCUGUGAUAAAAUGGAAGAACUUCUUUUUAUAAUUAAAGCUUCUAUUAAAGAAGAUGGGAAUGACUUUGGUUUUUUAAUAAAAAUGAUUCAAGAAGAGAAUACUACGAGAGCUGAUAAACUUGUGGAUAUACUAUUAAAAAAAUAUACUGAAUUAGCUGGUAAUUGUUAAGUAAAUGCAUAAGUAUCUAGUCAUUGAGCAGCAACACAAAAACUGAUUCUAUAUUGUAUUUUGUAACUGAAACUAUAACUUAUACACCAUUUUCAAUUUGCUUGCUCAUAAACCAAACAAAAGUUAA
This is a messenger RNA of Amphimedon queenslandica, 3107 nucleotides long. RefSeq lists its product as uncharacterized. The coding region runs from base 20 to 2713 and encodes 897 amino acids. NCBI's taxonomy places the organism in Eukaryota, Metazoa, Porifera, Demospongiae, Haplosclerida, Niphatidae. The record is from RefSeq and is a predicted model, not a curated record. Gene Ontology annotation, molecular function: protein binding. The transcript is spliced from 15 exons.